This is a messenger RNA of Leishmania braziliensis MHOM/BR/75/M2904, 894 nucleotides long. RefSeq lists its product as hypothetical. NCBI's taxonomy places the organism in Eukaryota, Euglenozoa, Kinetoplastea, Trypanosomatida, Trypanosomatidae. The transcript has a single exon. Bases 1 to 894 code for a protein of 297 amino acids. Gene Ontology annotation, biological process: intracellular manganese ion homeostasis. The record is from RefSeq and is a predicted model, not a curated record. Gene Ontology annotation, molecular function: manganese ion transmembrane transporter activity.
AUGGUAGACUGUUCUAGCGACAGACAGUACCUGGCGCGGUGCGCCUACGGCGACUCAGAGAAAUCAAUUGAGGUUCACGGCGCCAAGAUGGAGACAUUCAACGUGGAUAUCCGCAAGAAUGGCGCCAUGCGCAAUCGAGCCAUGGUGCUCUCCAGCCUUACGGGUCUGUGCGCGGCUGCAGGGGUCGCUGCCGUGGCUGUCGGCGCUCCACAAAUAUUGGUCGGCCUACAGAGCGUGCGGAGCCUGCCAUGCAUGAUUCUAUGCACGGUGGCUGGCGGUGUGUGCUUGGCGUAUGUGUCAACCAGCUCCUUUUCAUUUGAGAGGACUAUUUACGACCUUGAAUUACAGCGUGAGAUGUGGGAGAUUGAUAAUCACCUGUCUGGUGAGCUGCAGGAGAUGCUGGCCAUCUACAAGGGCCAGGGGCUGACGGAGGAGGAGGCGCUCAUUGUUACCCGCAUCUUUGCACGACAAAAGACGGUGUUCGCCAACUUGAUGAUGGUUGAAGAGCUCGGCUACUCCCGACUAGAGCCGCCUACGACGAGCGAGGCCGCCAUGAACGUUGGCGGCCCCGCCAUAAUGGGCUUCAUGAUCGGCGUCGCGACGCCGCUGUUAUGCUUGGCAGGUGCUCUGCGUGCAUUUUCCUGCGGCCAGGGCGAUAGCGUAGGAAGUAACUGCAGAGGUGCAGUCGCUGAUUCGUCUGUGUUAGCAACACGGACGAAGUUGUUAGGCGCAGGAAUCUUCUGCACCUGUAAUGCAGUACUCAGCUACGUGCAGACGGAGGUUUUUUUUGGCGCCUAUGCACAUAUGCCAGCUCUGAUUCACACUACCGUGUCGAACGCCAUCGGAAUAGGCUCCGUGUUCGGUCUCUGUUACUUAGCGGCGCGUUGGGCGUGA